This is a messenger RNA of Thamnophis sirtalis, 4102 nucleotides long. RefSeq names its product protein kinase domain containing, cytoplasmic (gene PKDCC). NCBI's taxonomy places the organism in Eukaryota, Metazoa, Chordata, Lepidosauria, Squamata, Natricidae. Gene Ontology annotation, biological process: peptidyl-tyrosine phosphorylation; skeletal system development. Gene Ontology annotation, molecular function: non-membrane spanning protein tyrosine kinase activity; ATP binding. The record is from RefSeq and is a predicted model, not a curated record. Gene Ontology annotation, cellular component: extracellular region.
UGGUCGGGGUUCCCCCCCAUCUGUCCGUCCGUCCGUCUGUCUUUUGGUCAUCUGGAAUGGUGCAAGCGAGACCGCGGCGAAGCUGAUCGCGAGGGCAAAAGGCAGCCCCGGCUGGAAGAUUCGCUGGUGGAGCUUCGCAGAGCAAUGAAGCGGCAAAAGCUGGCCGUGGCAGCUGGCUUCUGUCUGUCCUUCUUGCUGGGCACUUUGCUCAACCUCUUAUUCAUCCCGGCCUUUGAUCCCCUCCAGCAGCAGCAGCAGCGAAAUGCGGGCAUCGCGCACUCGUUGGCGGGCUCGCCUCGGGACAGGUCGUGGGAGGCGGCAAGGAGAAGCAGCGGCCGUCACCGGCGCUGGGAUUUAGCCCGGCAGAUCCGAGAGCGCUACGAAGAGGUGCUGCGGUACCAACAGAGACAGCCGCCCGGAGAAGCCGGAGCGGCGGGAGCAGCCGCGGCUAAGUCUCGGCCGGCGGUGCGACCUCUGGAGAGGCGGCUCAUGGAUCUGGCGCCGCCGAGGCUCCCCUCCUCGCCCACUGACCGCAGCCCACGGGGGCUCCAGCUCGGUUCGCCAGGUCUCGUUGCCUCCGGGGCCCCCUGGGUCCCCGAAUCCAAGCUAGAACUCUCUCUCGGGCCGCUUCGGUUGGGAUGCCAGGACAUUAGCAACGUGACCGAGGUCCAUUACCUGGGCUCCGGCUACACCAAAGCCGUCUACAAAGCGGUGCUCAACAAGAGCCUGGCGGUGGCCUUGAAGUCCGUCGACUUUGCGGGGCACGACAUCGACAAUUGCGUCAAGCUCUAUGGGUCUCUGGAAGACUGUUACAGGCUGGCCUCCUAUAAGAUUGUCAAGGAAAUGGUCCUUUUGCAACGGUUGCGGCACCCCAACAUCCUCCAGCUUCAUGGAUAUUGUUACCAAGACAGCAAUGACAUCUCAGACACCUUGACUGCCAUCACAGAACUAGGUUCACCAUUGGAGAUGAUACAGCUUUUGCAGACUUCAUGGGAGGACAGGUUUCACAUAUGCUUCAGCUUAGUUCAGCUUCUGCAUUACCUGGCCCAUUCUCCUCUUGGCUCUGUAACUCUAUUGGAUUUCCGACCUCGACAAUUUGUGAUUGUGGAUGGAGAGCUCAAAGUGACAGAUCUGGAUGAUGCCAGCAAUGAGGAAACCUUCUGCACUAGCAACAGAGAUUGUUUCAUGGAAUUUCCAGCAAGAAAUUUCACUCUUCCUUGUUCUGUUGAUGGCAAAUGCCAAAGCAUGAAUGAGAAGAGGAAUCUUUACAAUGCAUACAGGUUUUUCUUUACAUAUCUCCUGCCUCACAGUGCCCCUUCAUCCUUGAAGCCGUUGCUCGAUGCGAUAGUCAAUGCUACCGGAGAACUUCGCUGGGGAAUAGAUGAAACAGCCAUUCAUCUUGAAAGAGUUUUGUAUAUGUACAAGAGUGGCAUGUAUCUUAAGAACUCAACAUGGCCACACAAAUCAGAUUAUAAAAGAGUGCCUGAAGCUACAAUAAUCAAUGAAAAUUACAGAUGCUGGCCAUCCUACCAUCAUAAAGGGUGUCUCCUUUCUGUAUUUGAUGUAAAUGAGGCUAUAGAGGUAUGCGAGAGUCAUUCGCAAUGCACAGCUUUCGUUUUCAUCAACCAAACAACUUGGACAGGUCGUCAACUUGUCUACUUCAAGAUGGGAUCCACUUCUAUUGUGCCUGACCAUGACAAGAUAACAUAUGUGAAAGUGACUGGAUGAAGCUUAUGCGUCCUAUAAGCUCAAUUCUGGGCAGAUUUACUCAGACUACAUCUAUGUGCCUUACUCCAUAGUAAGUGCACCCAGGUUUGUUACCCUGGUUCAAUUGGUCAAUAUGACAGCUAUUGGGUUGGGUUUUUUUUUUUUUUUUAAUGAAAAUGGCUUUUGUGUGAAAAGAAGCUGAGAAUGGGGAGGAAACUGCACUCAAGCUCAAAACAAGUCUAAGAAGAGACCUUUAUUACCUGAAGGAAUGUGCAAUACAAUGACAUUUUAAAAAUGUGACUCUAUAUGAAGAAGCAGAAUGAAAUCCAAAAUGUGACACACUGCAUGGCUAGCCUUACAGUGUUAGAAAGCAGCAGCUUGCUUUUCUGACUAGAAUUGUAAACCCUCUGUACAAUUUUGAUGAGGGUUGGCUGAAAAUUCUUCCUUUUCAUAAGAAGCUCAGGAUUACUUAUUCCAAUAUUUUUGUGAGUAAGUAUAAUUAAUGCAGCACUGUUAAAUCUCUUGAAGAUCAAACUUUCUGGAAGACAAUCAGGACUUCUGUGAUUGUAUGAAAAAUAAGUGUGAACAUCAGGGUGGUCCUUGAGUAAGGGAUUUAUUUGCUAUCAGAAUUGCCAUCAAUUUUUUACAAUCUAGUAAUUCUGUCAGUUUCAUUAAACCAGCAAAAUUUGUCUGUGAAAAAAAUAUGCUCAAUUGCACAGUUUGCAGUAGAUAUUAUCUUAAAAGAAACAUUGCUUCACUUUAAUAGAGGGAGAAAUCAGAGGUGCGGUUCAGUCCUUUUAGCCUUCAAAUAUUAUGACUGUAUUCUCUCUUGAGGGUAUCAAAUAUUACUUUAGCAUAUCACAUGCUAAUUCUGCAGCUCGGGGACUCAAUUUGCUGAAUGGCGUUCUGAAUUUUAUUUUUUACCCAGUGUCCCCUGGUAGCACCACUGGAAAUAAUGCCACUUUUAAAAUUGCACAUGUCAUCUGCAGUUUUAAUCUGAUUGUGUAAAAGUAUGCACUGUGUAUCUGCUGCUCAGUUACUUUAAAAAAAGAUUAAUAUGCUUUCAAUCAGUCUAACUGGUUAAUUGACUGAAUUUUGCAAUUAUAGUACCUAUACAAAUACCCUAGCCUAUGCCUAGUUCAACAAUAAGCUAGAAGUUGUCCCUUAGUGUGAUGAUAUUGAAGUAUGAGAAAACUAUACACUGUAAGCCUAUGAGUGUUAGUAAAUGGGUAGGGUAAUUGCUGUCUCCAGAUCACACUCUAAACUGAACCCAUUUACUUUUCCCAUAUGGGUGAAUGUAUCUCACACAGCUUCAGAAAUUAAAAGUUCAUUAUAUAUAUGGGCUAACCAUAAUCUCCUUAAUAGGAGAAAGAGAAUGAGGUAUUAUCAUGUUACAGAAGCUUCUGAAAAUUGUAGUCUGCUUAUUUUAUCCCAAUGGACUUCAUAGAAACCUCCAGCAAUUAAGCCUAUAAAGAUCUAUAUAACUUCUCUUCAUUUUUGUUUAAAUUGAUCCAAGGUUAUAGGAAUGAAUUGUUCAAAUUAUGUCUAUCUAAAUGCUACUGCAAAAUUUUGUUUCUAUAUAUUCCGGUGUCCUAUUUUAUCUAAAAUAGGGCACAGGAAUAGACAAAAACAAAAUUUUGAACUGGCAUUUAGAUAUGCAUCAUGACUUGAUCAAUGCAUCCCUAUAGUCUUGUAUCAAUAUUUAGAGUUGAUUAUUAUUAAUUUGACACAAACUCAAAAGUUUUGAAAUCUGACAUUAAAAUGCACACUUGAUGUGCUGCACACAUGAGGUGUUUAAUGAACUGAAAAGUCUGGAUUCUCAUAUUGAUGCAAUGGACUAUCCAAAUUUCUGUCCAAGGGACACUACUGAUGAAUGAUGUUCUCAGUUGCAUUUGGUUCUAAAAAUUCAUGGCAUUGUUCCCAGAGGAGGCAAUAUAAACAAGGACAUAACAUCCUGAAACUAGAUGUUCAAAAUACUAGUGAAAAAACUUUAUUUGGGGCUAGUCACUUUUGUUUAUCCAAAAGCAGAGAGAAAUGUAUCCCCUGCCACAUCAAAAUGGCAGCUACCACUAAUGAGAGAUGCAUUUUUUCCAGAGUAUUAACAGCAAAAGAUACAUUUCUGCUGGUGAUUGUUUUGAAUUCUUAAGCUGUUGCUUACUAGCUUUAAAAAUAAAAUGUUUUUAACAACAGCAAAUGAAUCCAAGCCUUAAUAAUGGAAAAUUUGUAACAGGCGAAAUAUAUGGAUGUAGAUUAUGCUUUCAAUGAAAGCAAGCAAGGAAAUGUUAAACGUGACAAAUGUCAUACUGUUACCUAGUUUGUACAUCCAGGAAACUUUCUACUUUUGUUCUUAAAUUGUUUAUUUUUAUAUGAAAAUAAAAUGAAAUGGAUGAACUUC